Messenger RNA from Anopheles darlingi, 1144 nucleotides. Its product is annotated as toll-like receptor Tollo. The transcript has a single exon. Gene Ontology annotation, molecular function: protein binding. Bases 148 to 1104 code for a protein of 318 amino acids. The record is from RefSeq and is a predicted model, not a curated record. Lineage: Eukaryota; Metazoa; Arthropoda; Insecta; Diptera; Culicidae.
UCACCAGACGACCUCUAAUACGUACUAUCAGUACGGAAAGAAGAUUCUCGCGAAUACGUAGUACACGUGGUCAAUCGAUCGACUGAUCGAUCGAAUAAAAAGUGAGUUCCUGGCUACUAUCAUCGAUCAGUAGUACGCGCAAUCACGAUGGCUUCAGCGACGGCCAGCGUUAUCUCUCUGCUCGUGUUCAGUGCAGUGCAUUUUAGUGUCUCUGUUACUCCGUCACCACGGGUAGAUACCCUCCGGUUGUCAUGUGCCGUUUACUUACCCAAAUGUGCGUACCAUACAUUCAUUACUGUGAUAGGCGACAACAACAGUGUCAAGCGAAAGGAACUGCACUACGACAUGCUGCCUACCAUCGAUCCGACGGCGUUCAACAAUGUGCAAGGGCUGGAUAUUUCCGGAAACCCACCAUUGCCAAGAUUUGACUUCUUCCUCCAUCUGCAUAUCCUGACAAAUCUCAACAUGUCACAUAUGAAUUUGUCCUUCACGCCGGCAAUGGGCAACAUUUUCGAAGACCUAUCGCAGCUAACCGUGCUAGAUUUAUCGGCAAACCGGAUCACCAGCGUACCGAACAGCCUGUUUGCCAACCUCGUACAGCUCGAUCGGCUCGAUUUGUCCGGCAACGGGAUUCAACUAACGAACGCUACCCUCACCGGGCUAAAGCGUCUUCGUUGGCUCAAUCUAGCUAGCAACGAUAUCUCCAAUCUACCGAUGGGAAGUUUCGCAGCCCUGGUAUCUCUCGAUAAUCUGAAUCUUCGCCACAAUCGCAUAUCCAAGCUGGAUUUCGGAACGUUCUCGAUACAUCGGAUAAAAGGCUUUAGCGUACUGGACCUCUCCUACAACCGCUUCAUUGACCCGAACUUGAGCACACUAGCAACCUUGAGAAGUUUGAACACUUUGUUACUGCACGGUAACGACCUAUGGACGAUUGACCCGCAAGUCCUGCAUCUGCUCGAGCUCCAGAACCUUGGCAUCCAAAACACUGAAGUCAAGUGUAGAAAUUUGAUUGAGCUAGAGGCAGCCGGGAUUGAGUUGAUUGCCGAUGACGGUGAUUAUGUCUACGACCAACGGAACAUGUACGGUAUUCGGUGUGUGCUCUAGGAGUCAGAGCUUAUUCAUCAAUAAAGUCAGAUGCAUCAAC